Lolium rigidum is the source of this 4512-nucleotide messenger RNA. RefSeq names its product non-lysosomal glucosylceramidase-like. Gene Ontology annotation, biological process: carbohydrate metabolic process; glucosylceramide catabolic process. Gene Ontology annotation, cellular component: membrane. NCBI's taxonomy places the organism in Eukaryota, Viridiplantae, Streptophyta, Magnoliopsida, Poales, Poaceae. Bases 1157 to 3979 code for a protein of 940 amino acids. The record is from RefSeq and is a predicted model, not a curated record. Gene Ontology annotation, molecular function: beta-glucosidase activity; glucosylceramidase activity. The transcript is spliced from 20 exons.
GCUUCAGCUCCCAGAAGCAUUCAUCGUGUGCAUGCAUUUCGAGAGAUCGAUUUGCAACAUUAAGGACUUUAUUUUCGCAAUAAUUUUGAAGUUUCUUCUGGAAAGGGAGUGGAUAAGCUCAUUCCUCAUCAGCAAGAAUGCAAGAUCGAAUCGAAUCUAUGAUAAGCCAAAUAUUUCGCAAUAAUUUUGCAUAUGAGACGUACAGUAACAAAUUAAGUAGAUCUGCGAUCGCAAGUUGAGGUCACCAAGCCGCUCCUUCUUUAUGCAUUUAAGUUCUACAUUGUGCUGCGCGGAUGGUUUUCAAUGGCAAUGUGCCAACUGCACAUGGCCAACAUGCUGAUAUGCAAAUGUCCACACCUACCGAGGCCUUUGUCCCAACUCGACUUACAAACAGCAUCCUAAUCUCAUUAUUUUGUUGCAACUCCAAGAUAAGCUUCUUGGUUACUUGUCAACAUCAUGAAUACAUUACAUGUUAGAGCUAGACAUCCCUUUCUGCAUUGUACGCCCCUUAUAUCUGGAUUGACUUCCAGUGGCAAUGUGCAUGAUUGCAGAGGCUCAAACUGCUAUUAGCUACCAAAAGGCAAACCAGCGAAAGUGCAUAUUUCAACUCACUCAUUGGCAUGGAUAACAUCUUUGUCCUGCUACUUUAAGAGCAGUUUCUUGUAGUAGUACCUGAUGAGUCAGUUUUCAUCAUGGAUCUUUCUUUUGUACCAAUCAUGUUCUUGAUUACAACCUGUAAAACUUUAUUCCUUUUUGGCAAAGUAGCAUGUGGAGUCCAGCUCCUAUAUAAUCAUAGGGUUAAGACAAUAAAAGGCUAUCGAACAGAACAAAUAACAAUACAAGGCGAGGUUUCUGAUUGGCAACCCCAACAGGUAAGUGACCUUAGCAGUGAUCUGUACCCAUACUAUAUGUUAUUAUUAUCCUUAAUUUAAGGGAACAAAAAGGACAGCAUUAUUUAACUACGCUGACACACAAGAAUUAAAAAAGGGGAUUAUUUUGUUUGACAAUAAGACCCACUGUUGCACAUGUUUGAGUGAUUGAGUUCUAUAAAGCAAAGCUGAGGAUCAGAGCCAAGCAAUGCAGGUGUUCUAGAGUGGACGCAUUCAGAUCCAGAGAAAGAACAGUAUAGCUCAACCCAAACAAUAUCCAUACCAAGAUGGGAACUUCAGAGUUAGAGCAAACAGAGACGCACUCACAAAUCAAUUGUGCACAACCAGCGACAAGAACUUGGCAAAGGAAAUUUGAUGACGAAGGAAAGAAGAUUGAAAUGUUUAGCAUGACCAUGCAUGAUGUGGUAUCAAUUAUACCCAUGAUUCUCAAGGGAGUGAUGAUAAAUGCCGAAGAAAAGGGAAAAGGCCGAGAUACAAUCUAUGAUAUCUUCAGGAAAUGGAAUGUCAACUGCUGCCGUGGCCUACCCCUUGGUGGGAUAGGUGCAGGAAGCAUCGGGAGAAGCUACAGAGGGUAUUUUCAGCAUUUUCAGAUAUUCCCAGCAUUAUAUGAAGAAAAGCUUAUCCUUGCAAAUCAGUUUUCAGCUUUUAUUUCACGUCCCAACGGAAAGAGCUACUCCACAGUGUUGUCCGCACCCAGUGCUGAUGACCUCAAGGGAGUUGAUAAGGCCGCUAUUGGAUCUUGGGACUGGAAACUUAAGGAGAAGAAUUGCACUUACCAUGCCUUGUUUCCAAGAUCUUGGACAGUAUAUGAUGGCGAACCUGACCCUGAAAUCAAAAUCACCUGCCGUCAGAUAUCACCAUUCCUCCCUCACAACUACAGGGAGAGCAGCUUCCCUGUUGCAGUUUUCACCUUUACGGUGCAUAAUUCUGGGAGCACAGCUGCGGAUGUAACUUUACUCUUCACAUGGGCUAAUUCUGUUGGUGGGCAAUCAGAGCUGACAGGAAAUCACACCAACUCUAAGAUGAUAGAGCGUGAUGGUGUGCAUGGGGUUCUUCUCCAUCACAGGACUGCGGAUGGGCACCCACCAGUGACAUUUGCAAUCGCAUCUCAAGAAACAGAGGACAUCCGUGUCACAGACUGCCCUUUCUUCACGAUGGGAUCUUCCAACUCCGGCGACUUCACGGCGAAGAACAUGUGGGAGGAGAUCAAGAAGCAUGGUUCCUUCAACGAAGCCCGCACCGACAAAGAGCCAAGGGUGUCGAAGCCUGGAUCAUCCAUUGGAGCAGCUGUUGCGUCAGCAACCACGGUGCCAGCUGGGGGAACCCGCGUGGUGUCCUUUGCGGUGUCGUGGUCCUGCCCCGAGGUCAAGUUCCCAGACCGGAAAACGUAUCACAGGAGGUACACCAAAUUCUAUGGCUUCAAUCGAGAUGCAGCUGCAGAGAGCUUGGCUCAUGAUGCCCUUCUUGAACACUUGGAUUGGGAGUCUAAAAUUGAAGAGUGGCAGAGACCUAUUCUGCAAGACAAAAGGCUGCCUGAAUGGUAUCCGAUUGCACUGUUCAACGAACUUUACUAUCUGAAUGCUGGAGGCACCAUAUGGACAGAUGGGCUGCCUCCAAAGAUCAGCGUUGCCUCAUCCGGGACGGGGACUGAGCCAUUCUCCCUUGACGUGUUCCACACAGACCUUCAGGGCACCGCCACCGGCACGAGCAAGACCACGGCGGAUGGCGUCCUGCGUGAGAUGACAUCUGUGACGGAGAAUCUGCACUCGGCCGCAGCAUUUGGUGCAGCACUGCUGGGUGACAGCGAGGAGAAUGUGGGGCAGUUCUUGUACCUGGAGGGGAUGGAGUACCACAUGUGGAACACCUACGACGUCCACUUCUAUGCCUCCUUUGCGCUGCUCUCUCUCUUCCCGGAGAUCGAGCUCAGCCUCCAGCGGGACUUUGCUAGGGCCGUCCUCCUCCACGACCCCCGCCCUAUGCGCACCCUAAACGGGAAGACCGUGUCACGCAAGGUUCUUGGAUCGGUGCCGCACGACAUGGGGCUGAAUGACCCGUGGUUUGAGCUGAACGCUUACAUGAUCCAUGACCCGUCGCGCUGGAAGGAUCUCAACCCGAAGUUUGUGCUGCAGAUUUACCGGGACGUUGUCGCAACAGGCAACGUUGGCUUUGCUAGGGCGACGUGGCCGGCAGUGUACCUGGCCAUGGCCUACAUGGACCAGUUUGACCGGGACCGGGAUGGCAUGAUCGAGAACGAGGGCCGCCCUGACCAGACAUACGACCUAUGGUCCGUGUCCGGAGUAAGCGCCUACACCGGCGGGAUCUGGGUCGUGGCGCUGCAGGCCGCUGCGGCCAUGGCACGCAUCGUCGGUGAUGGAGACACCGAGUGCUACUUCCGCGCGCAGCACCAAAGGGCGAAGCGCGUGUACAAUGACGAGCUCUGGAACGGCACCUACUUCAACUACGACAACAGCGGUGGCAAGACUAGCUCCUCCAUCCAGGCCGACCAGCUCGCCGGGCAAUGGUAUGCUCACGUGUGCGGCCUGGAGCCGGUCGUGGAGGAGGAGAAGGCCCGGAGCGCGCUGGGGACGGUGCUCGACUACAACGUCAUGCGGGUGAAGGGUGGGACAGUCGGGGCGGUGAACGGGAUGCGGCCGGACGGCACCAUCGACAUGUCGUCGACGCAGUCCAAGGAGAUAUGGUCGGGCACCACCUACGCCGUCGCGGCCGGCAUGAUCCACGAGGGCAUGCUGGAGGCCGCGUUCCGAACGGCCAAGGGUGUUCACGACGCCAGCUGGUCCAAAGAUGGCUUCGGGUAUGCGUUCCAGACGCCGGAGGCAUGGACGGCGGAGGGUGGCUACCGUGGGCUACACUACAUGCGGCCCCUCUCUGUCUGGGCUAUGCAGUGGGCGUUGUCGCUGCCGGAGCUCCACAAGGACCUCGGGCCGCUGUCCUCACCUGGGGAUGCCUCCAUUGGGCAGGAGAAGUUUGAGAAGGUGGCGAGCAUGCUGAGGCUUCCUGAGGAAGUUGAACACCAGGGAUUCCUCCGGGCUCUAUGCCAUAUUAUCUGGCAGUUGGUGUUCCCAGCAUGAUUCUUGGAGUGCAAGCCUGCAACUCAACAAGUCUGAAAGGAUGAUGUUUUUCUUUUGCAGGGCAUGAAAGAAUGAUGGUAGUUUCACGAAUAAAUCCAUCAGUCGAUGAACAGAAGUGGGCGUGAGGGGUGCCGUUGGUCAGUGACGGAGCCAGGACAAUAAGGUUGUGUAGUCAGUUUGAACUUUGUAGUUAAAUACAUAUAUUUGUACGAUUUUUUAUUAUUUUUUGCAUACGUUCAGUCUAUAUUGCCAAAAAAACAGUGUAGUCCUGCCGUUCGAGUGUUCUUGGUCCUCCAGAAUAAAAGAUUGUUCUUUUACCGUUGGGAUGAUGCUAUCGCUUUGCCAUGCCUCCUUUACCUGGACAUACAAGUUCUUUUCUACAUGAUUUACAUCCAUUUGUAUGUGCGGCUGAAGAUAUAACCUGUGUGGCUGUGUUGAUUCAUGACAGAGAAGAUGUGUCUAAGUCUUGUUACAAACAGAGGCCCAAGAGAUUGACCAAAUCAGCCCCAUAAGUUCCUUUGAAAGUCUAAAUU